AUGUCAUUUGUGUUACAAUCAACACAUAAUUUGAUUUUCAAAUUACUCUACUAUCAUUUCAAUCUUCUAUUCAACAAUUUUUUAUUAAUAGUAGCAGCAGUGGAAAGCGUGAUAUUGGACUCAAGAUGUUAUUUAGAAGGUGGCGGAUCAGCGGAAAGCUUUUUGGCCAGUGAAGAUCUCGAAGUCGGCUCAUUAAUUGGAAAACUUCGCAUCAAUGGAAAUCCAGACGAGGAUUUGGGUGAUAUUAAUUUGUCUCUGAGAGAACGAGAUGCACCGGUAGAAAUAGUACCAGGAUCAAAAAAUAUCGUAUUAGCAGUGGAACUAGAUAAAGAAGGAGUAAAAGGGCCAUCAUCAAUAUAUGUAAAUGUAAUUUGUGUUAGACGGCACUCAACUGAUCCGAGUUUCGUCAUCCCGGUGAACGUUCGAGUUAUAGACGUUAAUGACAAUGCUCCCCAAUGGAUUGGCACCCCCUACACUUUGACACUGUCAGAGGUUACUGUUCCGGGUACUCGAAUUCUACAGGGUGCUCGAGCAGCAGACAUUGAUCAGCAGGGUCCCUUUUCAACAGUUGAAUAUCAGGUGCUGCCAGGACCAUUCUCAGAGUACGUUCAGUUUUUAAACCCCCUCGAAGGGACUUUGGUGCUGAAAAAGCCUUUAGACUAUGAAUCAAUGCAUAAUUUUACUCUUAAACUGAGAGCACAGGACCAAGGCACUCCUCCAAAAUUCACUGAUACCAUGCUUAGGCUCGUAAUUACUGAUGCUGAUGAUCAAAAUCCAAAGUUUCUUCGAGAAUCAUACAAAGGUGAGCUAGCGAUAGACGGACGACCAGGGGAAAUCAAAAUUCGACCCGAAGCCAUCAAGGCCGUUGAUCAAGAUGAAGGCAUCUGUGCUCCAAUACAGUAUUCUAUUGUUCAGUCCCAGGAUACUAAGUACUUCCGAAUCCAUCCAAAUACGGGUGCGAUUACUCUGCUAGCUCCUAUUGGCUACUCUGAUUUAAUAAACGGGGCAACUUUAGUCGUAAAGGCGACACAAAUAGACAAUCCUGAUCGCUAUGCUUUGACAACUGUAACAUUAUCACGACCGGGAACACACAGCGAUAUGACGACAUUAGCAUUUGUUCAAAAAAAGUUUUUCAUGCGGAUUCGAGAGGACAUGCUCGUUGGUAAUAGAAUUCUAGCCUUACCAACUAAUAAGCCUGGCAAGCAUUUGCGAUACUUUAUUCCGGAUCCGGUGCAAUCGCAAAAUUUUAACGUUGGAUCUUUGGGGGAAGUCAUUCUACAAAAACCCUUGGAUUACGAGCAAGCUACGCUUCACGAAUUUGUUGUGGUCGCAACAGAUGGGACUACAAACGCAACUGCUGAAGUAAGUUUGGAGGUUAUAGACGUUAAUGACUGGGAACCCAGAUUUAGAGAAACUCAUUACGAAUUUGUUGUUCCGAAGAGUAGCUUGAGAUCAAGAGCAGAAAGUUUCGAAGGAGUAAUGAUUGGUAAAAUAGAGGCUGCCGAUGGAGACCGAAACGACAAAAUUGAGCUUUCCUUACGAGGCACACAUGCCGGUCUUUUUGAAAUCGAUUCAUCUGGAAAUCUCUUCAUUCGUCCAGAAAUGGUUGUCAAUGAGUCGACAAUUCACAUCGUUGCCAUUGCUACAGAUUCUGGAGUCCCACCACGAAGUACUUCAGUCCCAAUAACUGUAACAAUGAAAGGUGUUGCAUUGGCUCAGACAUCAUGGGCUUCAAGUAUUCUUGGAAUGUUUGGGGUUCUUGUGGGCAUAUUCGUUUUAAUAAUACUGGUUCUUUCGUGCUACAUCAUUCGAUCAAAAACCAAGACCAAAUCAGCAAAAUCUCGAAACAGAGUUCACAGUCAAGGAGCUGUUUCGUCUGCAAAUUUGAUGACUCGGCCCAAAGUGCCUUCACACAACGGUCUUCCUAGGGUGAAAACUACAGCUGGUGGCAAUGUUACCCUAACAAACCCAAUCACCAAUGGGCAUGGUGGAUCAGGAAGUAGUCUCAGUGCUGGGGCUUCAACAAUUCUUGCUGCCAGUCUCGAACGUGAGGCACAACGUGAACGUGAACGGGAGCGACAGCGUGAACGUGAUAAUUACGCCGCAACAGUGAGAAGUAUUGUAUCUAGGGCGUCCGCUAACGGCCAACUCUUCGAUGGCGAAAUGGAGCGACAUUCGAUCGCAAUCCACGAGACUGUAGAACAUAAUAUUUUGGAGAAUGGCAACAAGAAGACAGCUUGGGAACCGCUUAAAUCGAAUUUACUAUCAGCUACAGAAGAAAUGGGCUCAUCAGAGAAUAAUUUAACAGUAUAUUUUUAAAAAUGUGAAACAAAUAUUAAUCAUUGCAUAGCUACAUAGUUCUAGAAGAUAUGUGACAAUUAUAAUUAAACUGUACAAUACUCUAUUCUCUUCG
Episyrphus balteatus (marmalade hoverfly) is the source of this 2413-nucleotide messenger RNA. RefSeq names its product protocadherin Fat 1 (gene Cad96Cb). The record is from RefSeq and is a predicted model, not a curated record. Gene Ontology annotation, cellular component: plasma membrane. Gene Ontology annotation, molecular function: calcium ion binding. Gene Ontology annotation, biological process: homophilic cell-cell adhesion. Lineage: Eukaryota; Metazoa; Arthropoda; Insecta; Diptera; Syrphidae. The transcript has 5 exons. The coding region runs from base 1 to 2319 and encodes 772 amino acids.